Molecule: messenger RNA, 2132 nt
Organism: Leptidea sinapis
Lineage: Eukaryota; Metazoa; Arthropoda; Insecta; Lepidoptera; Pieridae
Gene: Slu7
Product: pre-mRNA-splicing factor Slu7
Exons: 12
Coding region: 206-1900 (564 amino acids)
Biological process (GO): mRNA splicing, via spliceosome
Cellular component (GO): spliceosomal complex
Molecular function (GO): pre-mRNA 3'-splice site binding
Source: RefSeq, a predicted model, not a curated record
AAAAACCAAAUACUUUAUAUGGAAAAGUACUCUGUGGUCAAUUCUUAUUGAAAAAAAAAAAGUUCUGACUGAAGUUUUCAUUUGUAAAUAAUAAAUAUUGUGGAAAUAUGCAUGUGUAAAACUUAAUUUUUCUCAUGUUUUCAAUUUUCAUCGUUAGUUUGAAGCGUGAAACAUUGUUUUAACUGUUAUUUUUAAUACAUAAACCAUGACGACUACAACCAAAGCAGCUGUUUCCCAAAUAUUGCGUCACAAAGACGAUUUAGGUGAUGAAGAUGAUGAACCCAAGAAAAAAUCAAGAGAAGAUUGGCGUAAAGCUAAAGAAUUAGAGGAAGCACGAAAAGCUGGUACUGCACCAGCUGCUGUUGACGAGACUGGUAAAGAUAUAAACCCUCAUAUACCCCAGUACAUUUCCUCGGCACCAUGGUAUUAUGGUACAUCCGGCCCUACAUUGAAACAUCAGAGACCACAGGCAGAUCGGGAAGGGGAUUUUACAAAACUCGAUACCUAUUAUAAUAAAGGUGUUGAUACUACUAAAGUAGUUACAAAGUAUAGGAAAGGUGCUUGUGAGAACUGUGGGGCAAUAACACACAAGAAAAAAGAUUGUCUUGAGAGACCACGAAAGAUAGGUGCGAAAUUCAGUAAUGCUGGUAUAGCCCCUGAUGAAUUUAACCAACCAAAUUUAAAUCUUAGUUAUGAUGGUAAACGCGACCGUUGGAACGGCUAUGAUCCUUCAGAGCACAAGGCCAUCAUUGAAGAGUAUCAAAAAGUUGAAGAUGCCAAGAGGGAAAUGAGAGCUAAGAAAUUGGAGGAAGAUCCAACAGCUACCGAGGAAGAUGAUAAUGAAGGGGAAGAUGAAGACAAAUAUGUUGAUGAAGUGGACAUGCCUGGAACAAAAGUCGACUCAAAACAACGUAUCACAGUACGCAACCUGCGUAUUCGCGAAGACACUGCUAAAUACCUGCGCAAUUUGGACAUCAACUCUGCCUACUAUGAUCCUAAAACUCGAGCCAUGAGAGACAACCCUAACCCAGAGGCCACAGAAUCAGACUAUGCUGGUGAGAACUUCGUCCGUUUCACCGGUGACACAAGAAACCACGCCGCUGCACAAAUGUUCGCGUGGGAGGCGCAGGCGAAGGGGCUGGAUGUCCAUCUCUUGGCCGAACCGACGAAGCUGCAACUGCUGCAGAACCAGUACCAACAGCAAAAGGAGCAGCUUAAGACGCAGGUGAAACAAUCUGUGCUAGACAAGUAUGGUGGGGAAGAACACUUGAAGGUCCCACCCCGGGAGCUGCUACUGGCGCAGACUGAGGUGUUCACGCAGUACAACAGAGACGGAACUCUGGUCACACCCGCAGAGAAACAUUGGAUUAAAAGCAAAUAUGAAGAGGAUGUGCUCAUAAACAACCACACGAGCGUGUGGGGCUCCUACUGGAAGGACGGGCAGUGGGGAUACAAGUGUUGUCAUUCUUUUAUAAAGAUGUCGUAUUGCGUGGGCGAAGCGGGCAAGAAUGUCGUGUUGGACGUACAGGAAACCACACAACAAGUUGAACAUAAAACAAUUUCAGAAAAAUCUCAAAAAUCCACAUCAGAGAGCAGUUCCUCUGAUUCAGAAGUUGAUACUCGCACAAAGACGGAAAGGAGUAAAAAGAAGAAGAAGAACAAAAAGAAGUCUAAGAAAAAGAAGAAGAAAGAGGAAAAGAAGACUGAGGAGGAUAAGUUGAAAAAGGCAUUAGAAAUGGAAGAAAAGCAGCAAAAACAUGCAGAAUACCUCUUAUCUCAGGAUGAAAGAAAGAGAUCUUAUAACAGCAUGUACGAUGUGAAGGCUCCAACUGAAGAAGAACUAGAGGCCUAUAUGAUGAAACGGAAACGAGACGACGAUCCCAUGAAUCAGUUUAUGUGAAGCUUUGGAUGUAAAAUAAUAUUUUGCCACAUAAUAUAUAUGUAAUUAUUUACCCCCUUAUUCAUAAUGGUCCGCUAACUUAAAAUAGCUGCUACAGAGUGUUAUUUUUCAUUCUGACAUAGGUCAAUAGAAGAAGACAAAGUAAGAAUUAGCAAUGCUUUAAGUUAGCAGACUAUUAUGAAUAAGGGGGUUAAUUGAUAAAUGUAAAAUAAAAAUAUUAUCUUAAGCAAAA